This is a messenger RNA of Paramecium pentaurelia, 310 nucleotides long. Lineage: Eukaryota; Ciliophora; Oligohymenophorea; Peniculida; Parameciidae. The record is from the annotation of a GenBank genome assembly.
AUGAGUGAAGAAGUCUGUUAUAUAGAAAUCAAAAAUAAGAUCAGCAGUAAACAUUUCCCUUUGAAAGAUCUUACUGAAAUUAAACCAUAAGUCAAUUUCAUUAAUAAUUUAUGUAAAUCUAUCUUAAUUAUUUGUUAGUAUAGAAAAAUAUCAACUUAACAAAAAUAUAUAGUAAUAUACUUUAGGUAAGGUUUAUCUUGAGUCUCAAAAUUAGAAAUAAUUAUUCAGAAUUUUUCAGGAUUCUGAUUUGAAUAUUUCUUAAAUUUUUUAGAAGAAACUGAAUAAAACAUCGGUUGAUAUGAUUUUAUGA